Molecule: messenger RNA, 4460 nt
Organism: Podarcis raffonei (Aeolian wall lizard)
Lineage: Eukaryota; Metazoa; Chordata; Lepidosauria; Squamata; Lacertidae
Gene: SLC4A2
Product: solute carrier family 4 member 2
Exons: 24
Coding region: 305-4054 (1249 amino acids)
Biological process (GO): transmembrane transport; monoatomic anion transport; regulation of intracellular pH
Cellular component (GO): basolateral plasma membrane; apical plasma membrane; plasma membrane
Molecular function (GO): solute:inorganic anion antiporter activity; monoatomic anion transmembrane transporter activity
Source: RefSeq, a predicted model, not a curated record
GGAGUCGGGAGCGCGCAGGGUCCAGCUGCGCAUGCGCUCCCCCCUGCUUGGCGAGCCGAGGUUGCUUCCUCGGAGCUGGAGGGGCCGGGCUGGCGGGCGCGCGCCUGAGGCUGCUGCCGGGGCUCUUGGAGCGGUAUCCUGUUCACUGGCCGAGUUUGGGAUGGCAAGGCCUCCUCUUCACUGCCUUUCCUGAGGACUAGAGACCCUGCAGGAAUUUGGCGAGGAGGUUAUGGUGCCCUCACUCUGCCCUCUGAGUGCCAGGGAGAAAGAGAAAGGCUAGAGGGGCCUUUGCCCGCAGCCCACCAUGAGUCGCCCGCAGGUCUCCUCUGACCUCCACCGCAUGGUCUCCGGGGCCGUUGAGGGGCCGGAGCAGGAUGGGCCCAGCCCCACGUCGCCCACCUUUGGGGGGCAGAAGGCGGCCGAGGAGGAGGAAGAGAAGGACCUGAGCAAAGCCCUGCGGGUGGAGCGCUUUGAGGAGAUCCUGCAGGAUUCGCACCCGCGCAACGUGGAGGAGGCUGGGCGGAGCUACAGCGAGGAGGACUUUGAGUACCACCGCCAGUCGUCCCACCACAUCCACCACCCGCUGUCCAGCCACCUUCCCUCGGACCCCCGGAGGAAGAAGGGCGUCUCCAGGAAGGCCAAGAAGAAGAAGAAGGAGAAGCAGCCGCAGCCGCAGCGCCCCUCCGUCCCCGGGGAGACCCCCACCAUCGAGGAGGAGGAGGAGGAGGAGGCCGAGGAGGGGGAGGAGGAGGCCGACGAGGACACCUGCGACACCGAGACGGAGCAGGCCUCCGAGGACCUGAUGCUCCUGCACGGCUCUCCAGAGGGGGUGCAGUUCUUCUUGCAAGAGGACGAUGGAGUAGACCGGCCAGCGGAGGGGGCAGCCAGCCCCACCAUGCCCCACAGCUCCUCAACGGACUCUGGGGGCUCCCCAGCUCCCAAGGGGGCCAAAGCAGGCAGCUCAGAUGCCGAGGAACCCGCGGGCACGGAGGCGCCCAGCAUGGCCGAGGCGGGCUCCCCCGGGAGGGCACUCUCCAAGUCCCAGCCCGGGCACCGCAGCUACAACCUCAACGAGCGCCGGCGCAUCGGCAGCAUGACGGGCAUCGAGCAGACCCGCUACCCCAAGGUGCCCACAGAUGAGUCCGAGGCCCAGACCCUGGCCUCCGCCGACCUGGACUUCAUGAAGAGCCACAGGUUCGAGGACGUUCCCGGCGUUCGGCGCCACCUGGUCCGGAAGAGCGCCAAAGGCCAGGUGGUCCACAUUGGCAAAGACCGCAAAGAGCCCAGCGCCCGACAGAGGAAGCAGGACCGGCAGCCCCACGAGGUCUUUGUGGAGCUGAACGAGCUGAUUGUGGACAAGAACCAGGAGAUGCAGUGGAAGGAGACGGCACGAUGGAUCAAGUUUGAGGAGGACGUGGAAGAGGAGACGGAUCGCUGGGGGAAGCCCCACGUGGCCUCGCUCUCCUUCCGGAGCCUCCUGGAGCUACGCAGGACCCUGGCUCACGGGGCCGUCCUCCUUGACCUGGACCAGAAGACCCUGCCAGGGGUGGCACACCAAGUCGUGGAGCAGAUGAUCAUUUCGGACCAGAUCCGAGCGGAGGACCGCGCCAACGUGCUGCGGGCGCUGCUCCUCAAGCACAGCCACCCCUCAGACGAGAAGGAGUUCUCCUUCCCGCGCAACAUCUCGGCCGGCUCCCUGGGCUCCCUACUGGGCCACCACCACAGCGCCAACCACGUCGGCGAGGGGGCCGAGCCCACCGUGACCGACCCCCUCAUCGGGGGCCACGCCGGGGAGCAUGAGACCCGAGUGGACAUCGAGAAGGAGCGCGAAGUGGCGUCGCCCACGCUCCCUGGCCCCAUCACAAGAUCCAAGUCGAAGCACGAGCUGAAGCUGUUGGAGAAGAUCCCAGACAACGCAGAGGCCACCGUGGUGCUUGUGGGCAGCGUGGAGUUCCUGGACCAGCCCACCAUGGCCUUUGUGCGGCUGCAGGAGGCGGCGCUGAUGGACUCGGUCCUGGAGGUGCCCGUCCCGGUGCGCUUCCUCUUUGUCCUGCUGGGGCCCAGCAGCGCCAACAUGGACUACCACGAGAUCGGGCGCUCCAUCUCCACCCUCAUGUCCGACAAGCAAUUCCACGAAGCCGCCUACCUGGCCGACGACCGCCAGGACCUGCUCCACGCCAUCAACGAGUUCCUGGACUGCAGCGUGGUGCUUCCUCCCUCGGAGGUGCAGGGCGAGGAGCUGCUGCGGAGCGUGGCCCACUUCCAGAGGGAGAUGCUGCGGCGGAGGGAGGAGCAGGAGCGGCGCCUCCUCCUGGGGGCCGCCAUGGAGCCCAAGUCCCCCGAGGAGAAAGCGCUGCUGAAGGUGGAGGAGGAGGAGGAGGAGCCAGACCCCCUCCGGCGAACGGGGCGCCCUUUCGGGGGUCUGGUCCAGGACGUCUGCCGCCGUUACCCCAAAUACCUGAGCGACUUCCGGGACGCCCUGGACGCCCAGUGCGUGGCUGCCAUCAUCUUCAUCUACUUUGCUGCCCUGUCACCGGCCAUCACCUUUGGGGGGCUGCUGGGUGAGAAGACGCAGGGGUUGAUUGGGGUCUCAGAGCUGAUCAUCUCCACCUCAGUCCAGGGCAUCUUCUUCUGCCUGCUGGGCGCCCAGCCCCUCCUGGUCAUCGGCUUCUCAGGACCCCUCCUCGUUUUCGAGGAGGCCUUCUUCAUGUUCUGCACCUCACAGGGCCUGGACUACCUGGUGGGUCGCGUCUGGAUCGGAUUUUGGCUCAUCCUGAUCGUGCUGGUCAUGGUGGCGUUUGAGGGCAGCUUCCUGGUGCGCUAUGUCUCCCGCUUCACCCAGGAAAUCUUCGCCUUCCUCAUCUCCCUCAUCUUCAUCUACGAGACCUUCUUCAAGCUUAUCAAGAUCUUCCAGGAGCACCCGCUCAACAGCUGCACCAAGGCCAACGGCACCGGCGACAUCAGCCUGGUCUUGGGCAACGGGACGGCCGUCCGCUCCGCGGCCAAAGUGACCGGCCAGCCCAACACGGCCCUCCUCUCGCUGGUCCUCAUGGCCGGCACCUUCUUCAUCGCCUUCUUCCUGCGCAAGUUCAAGAACAGCCGCUUCUUCCCGGGACGGGUCCGGCGUGUGAUUGGGGAUUUCGGGGUGCCCAUCGCUAUCCUCAUCAUGGUGCUGGUGGACUACAGCAUCCGGGACACCUACACACAGAAACUCUCGGUGCCCCACGGCUUCUCAGUCACGGACCCCCAGAAGCGGGGCUGGGUGAUCAACCCCCUGGGCGAGAGCCAGGCCUUCCCCGUCUGGAUGAUGGUGGCCAGCGCCCUGCCGGCCGUCCUGGUCUUCAUCCUCAUCUUCAUGGAGACGCAAAUCACCACGCUGAUCAUCAGCAAGAAGGAGCGGAAGCUGCAGAAGGGCUCCGGCUUCCACCUGGACCUGCUCCUGAUUGUGGCCAUGGGGGGCUUCUGCGCCCUCUUUGGGCUGCCCUGGCUGGCGGCCGCCACUGUGCGCUCCGUCACCCACGCCAACGCCCUCACCGUCAUGAGCAAGGCCGUGGCGCCCGGGGACAAGCCCAAGAUCCAGGAGGUCAAGGAGCAGCGCGUCACCGGGCUGGUGGUGGCCCUGCUUGUGGGCCUGUCCAUCGUGAUUGGCGACCUUCUGCGCAAGAUCCCCCUGGCCGUCCUCUUUGGGAUCUUCCUCUACAUGGGCGUCACCUCUCUGAACGGGAUCCAGUUCUACGAGCGUCUCCACCUGCUGCUUAUGCCCCCCAAGCACCACCCGGACGUCACCUACGUCAAGAAGGUGCGGACGCUGCGGAUGCACCUCUUCACGCUGCUGCAGCUGGCCUGCCUGGCGGUGCUGUGGGCCGUCAUGUCCACGGUGGCCUCGCUGGCCUUCCCCUUCAUCCUCAUCCUGACGGUCCCCCUGCGCAUGUGCCUGCUCAGCCGCAUCUUCACCGAGAGGGAGAUGAAGUGUCUGGACGCAGCAGAGGCCGAGCCCAUCCUGGACGAGAGGGAAGGGGUGGACGAGUACAAUGAGAUGCCCAUGCCCGUGUGAGGCGGGCAGCAUGGACGGAGACCCGCAGGGCAGCGGCCGGAAAGGGCCCUGGAGAUGGCACCCCAGUGCCUUGACCAGCCACCCCCACCCCCAGUGCCUUCUUGCCCCGGAGCAGAGGGGUCGCCCCACAUCCCCCAGCCGCCUCUGGGGGCGCUCAGCACACUCACCCCCCCGAGACACCCCCACCCCUUUGCUUCCUUGCGCCAGCCUUAGAGGGGGCGGGGGGCGUGCCCCACCCUCGCCCCCAAAGACAAUCACCCUCCAGCCCCAUCCAAUCUCAACGCGGCUUUCUUAGGGUGGGGUGUCCGGCAAGGGCAGUGGGGCAGGGGCUCUCCCCUCACCUGGGGGGCACUGCCUCCCCAACCACGCCCAGCCGAAGGCCAAGGAAGAGGCGCCCCCAGGAAAG